This is a messenger RNA of Aspergillus campestris IBT 28561, 1269 nucleotides long. Its product is annotated as MCT family MFS transporter. The transcript is spliced from 2 exons. Gene Ontology annotation, cellular component: fungal-type vacuole membrane. NCBI's taxonomy places the organism in Eukaryota, Fungi, Ascomycota, Eurotiomycetes, Eurotiales, Aspergillaceae. Gene Ontology annotation, molecular function: transmembrane transporter activity. Gene Ontology annotation, biological process: transmembrane transport. The coding region runs from base 1 to 1269 and encodes 422 amino acids. The record is from RefSeq and is a predicted model, not a curated record.
AUGUCCGACGCUGAUACAGAGAAGAAGACUGCUGAGGCCUCAACAACGGCGGGUCCCGACGACCACGAGCCCGUGUUUGAUACCGGCCUGACGCCAUGGCUGCAGGUGUUUGGUGCAUGGUUCCUUUUCUUCAACUCAUGGGGCGUCAUCAACACCUGGGGAGCCUUCCAGACAUACUACGAACAGACCAUCCUGUCUGAUACACCGUCAUCCUCCAUCGCCUGGAUUGGAUCCCUGCAGUCCUUCCUGCUGAUGCUAUUCGGCGUCGUCACCGGCCCCCUCUUCGACGCGGGCUACUUCCGCGCCCUCCUCGGGUUCGGCACCAUCGUGCUGCCAUUCGGCCUGAUGAUGGCCAGUAUCUCGUCCCAGUUCUGGCACCUCAUCCUCGCGCAGGGGAUCUGCGUCGGUCUGGCAGCCGGCUGUCUGUUCGUCCCCUCGGUGGCCGUCCUCCCCCAGUACUUCCAGCGAAAGCGUGGUCUAGCCAACGGCAUCGCCGCCUCCGGGAGCAGCAUCGGCGGCGUCAUCUACCCGAUCAUGUUCAACCAGCUGCAGCAACAAGUAGGGUUCCCGUGGGCGACGCGCGCCAUCGCCUUCGUCUGCUUCGGCACCUGCCUCAUCAGCUUCAGCAUCAUGCGCAUGCGCUUCCAGCCCAAACAGAAGCGCAAGCUCGUCCAGCUAUCCGCCUUCAAGGAGCCCACCUUCUGCCUCUUCUGCCUCGGCAUGUUCCUCGGCUUCCUGGGGUUCUACAACUUCCUCUUCUACGUCCAGUCCUACGCCAUCGAAACAGACAUCGUCGACUCCCACCUAGGCUUCUACCUCCUCGCCAUGCUCAACGCCGGAUCUACCUUCGGCCGCGUCUUCCCUAACCUCGUCGCAGACCACAUCGGGCCCCUCAACGUCCUCACCCCCGCCGUCACAGCAACCGCCAUCCUCGCCUUCGCCUGGCUCGGCGUCCACAACGUCCCGGGCAUCAUCGUCCUCGCUGUCCUCUACGGUCUCACCUCGGGCGGGUUCGUCUCCCUGCCCCCGGUCGUGAUGAUCACUCUGACCAAGGACCUGGGCGAUCUGGGAACCCGUCUGGGUAUGGUGUUUGCAACCACUUCCAUCGGCCUGCUGAUUGGGACACCCAUCGGCGGGGCCAUCCUCAGCAAUACGCACCAGUAUAUGGGCGUCCAGCUGUUCACGGCGUGCUGUCUCAUUGCCUCGGCCGCGGUGUUUGCCACGCUGCGGUUCAUCCGCACGGGGGCGCAUCUUCGCAUUCGAACAUAG